Messenger RNA from Haemonchus placei, 948 nucleotides. The record is from the annotation of a GenBank genome assembly. NCBI's taxonomy places the organism in Eukaryota, Metazoa, Nematoda, Chromadorea, Rhabditida, Trichostrongylidae.
UUGCAGGUCUGCGGCCCCAGCUUCUUAAAAAUUCGUGACACUUUCAAGCGCGUGGAGGAAAAAAUUGUGAAGACGCUAAGGUUAACUCCGGAAUUGUUGAAAUCACUUCAGGAGAGGCUGAAAAAAUGGCGACCAAUCAAAAACGAUAAGGUUGAAGAGGCGGGAGAUUCUAUUGAAGAGAUCAAUGAAAACAGUCAAGUUGGUGAAGAUCUUUACCAAGCGGACAUGGUUCUGACAGUUGAGCAGGCUGAGGAAAUUGUUGAGGGUAUAGAAGAACAGGACGGGAAGAGUCGUACGAAACGUCAGGCAUUCAAAGACCACAGAUAUCCGAGGAUGACAUGGUCAGAAGGAGUAAACUUUUACUUCCAUGAAAGUGCCAGCAAGGAGGUGCGAAGUGCCUUCAUAAAAGGAGCGAAAUUAUGGGAGAAGGACACCUGCAUCAAUUUUGCUGAGAAUAGCUCAGCUACGGACCGAAUAAUGGUGUUUCCGCAGCAAGGUUGCUGGUCGUUCGUGGGAAAAGUCGGAGGUGAACAGAAUCUGUCGUUGGGGGCAGGUUGUGAGUCAGUAGCAACCGCUGCUCACGAGAUUGGUCACGCUCUUGGACUCUUACAUACCAUGUCUCGUUACGAUCGUGAUGACUACAUCACACUCAACACCGUUAACAUCAAGUCUCCAGCCGGAACUGUUAUCCAAGUUAGGUUGAAGGAUUUCUCGACAGGUCUUUCUGUUGAUGGAUGCAAGUAUGCCGGUGUAGAAAUCAAGACCAACAAAGAUCAAACACUCACUGGCUACAGAUUUUGCUCGCCCGACGCUGCCGGAAUAACCCUUCAGUCGUUUACAAAUCGUGUUCCGAUAAUGACAUACAACAGGAUUUACCAAUCCAAGACUGUCCUCGAAUACCGAUACGGCACGUACUCUACUCCUUUUCGAUUCAAAAUAAUUUACUAA